This is a messenger RNA of Diprion similis, 1167 nucleotides long. RefSeq names its product methylosome subunit pICln (gene icln). The record is from RefSeq and is a predicted model, not a curated record. The coding region runs from base 291 to 911 and encodes 206 amino acids. Lineage: Eukaryota; Metazoa; Arthropoda; Insecta; Hymenoptera; Diprionidae. Gene Ontology annotation, biological process: chloride transport; cell volume homeostasis; spliceosomal snRNP assembly. The transcript is spliced from 6 exons. Gene Ontology annotation, cellular component: spliceosomal complex; methylosome; cytosol.
CAGCGUAGAUAAGGGGUUGAGAAAACCCGGCGACGCAGUGUCAAAAUUUCUAUUGCUUUCCUUUUCUGCAGUGGGUACAGAGUAGAGAGAAAGGCGGGACGGAGUCAAAUCUUCUCCCCCGAGGGGUGCACCGGGUGUAUGUUCCAGACCGAAAAACUGCGGUGAACGAUCCGCGCUUCCAGCGCUUGCGAUACUUUCCGGUAUUCUUAUUCUUCUCACUUAACGGCAAGGGAUACUUGCGGCGAAAAGUACCAUACAUACGUCAGAGGCAGGUAAACCGAGAUUGUAAAAUGGUCGUACUGAUCAAUUUCCUACUGCCGCAAGAAGGUGUUCGACACGAGGAGCCUGACACUACAUUGUACAUAAAUGACAGAGAAGUUGGAAAGGGUACACUGUAUGUGACAGAAAGCCUACUGUCAUGGGUUAGUGGGACAACUGGUCAAGGAUUUUCAUUGGAAUAUCCUAAUAUAUCGCUGCAUGCUAUAUCAAGGGACCAACAACUACAUCCUCACCAAUACCUUUACGUCAUGGUAGAUGCAAAAUUAGACCCUGCAGAUAUGCAAGAAUUACUGCCUGUGGAUGCCCGAUCUGAAGGAAACGAUGAAGAGGACGAUGACGAUGAGUCGGAAACUCCGAUGACUGAAAUGAGAUUUGUUCCAGAAAAUCCAAAUAGCUUGGAUGCCAUGUUUCAAGCGAUGAGUCAGUGCCAAGCACUUCACCCUGACCCUCAAGCUGAAGAGGAUAUCUAUGAGGAUGCUGAGGAUGAUGUUUUCAAAUGUUGGGAAGGUGAGACAGAUGCUGUUCCAUACAUAUUGGCAUCGGAUGAAGCAUAUAAUCAGAAUGGCGCAGAUACAGAUGAAGCCAUGGAUAUUGAAGCAGGCCAAUUUGAAGAUGCUGAAGAAGAUCCUUAGGUAGUUGGUGGUAUUUAAAAAUUCUACUUUCCGCUGUCAACUAAAACGUGCGUCAAUCGUCACUAUAUCUCUUUGUUUGUGCGGUUUAUUUUCAUGCGCGUUGUAGAGAUAAUUCUAUAAGCUUACCGAACCACAAUACUCUGAAGUAAAUUUCUGUCAGCUAAGACACAAAGCGCUCGACUUUAUAUUCAUAUUCAUUUUGUACAUGAUAACGAUUCCUAUGGUAAAAAAUAUAGGUAUAUAAAUAUAGAUAUAA